AUGCCUGUGUGGGAGAUGCUAAAAGAGAAGUGCCAUGCUAUAAUUUGCGGCAACCGAUCCAUCCAUCUUGUGACGGAGCUGAUUUUACCGGCCACCGUUCAAGCUUGUGCAAGAAAUGUUGGUUCAUUGGCUUUUGUGGACCACUCUGGCGUUCGUGACUGGAAGUUCGAUCUUCAUCGACGGAGAAUCUGCGAGGAAGAGAAGGAAGAAGAGAGAUUAAUCUCCACCGCCACCUCGAAUCCACCCUCUUUCGCAUUCUCUUAUCUCGUGAAUUCAUGUGGGUUGUCCCCGGAAUCGGCAUUGUUCGUUUGCAACCGCGUCGCCUUCGAAACCUCCGCGAGACCCGACGCGGUCAUUAACGCCUUGAAGAGCCAUGGUUUCUCUCAAUCCCAGAUUUUGGAUAUGAUUAGGAAGUGGCCUCCGCUGAUUUUGGCGAGUCCUGAGAGGACCCUCUUGCCCAAAUUGAACUAUCUGCGCUCUGUCGGCUUUUCCGGCUCUGACCUGGCGAGAAUAAUCACUGCCUCUCCCUACUUGUUGCAUAGGAGCUUAGAGAAGCAACUCAUCCCCAAUUUCGGUAGGCUUAGGGAGUUUCUCCUGUGCGAAAAGUAUGCGGUUACAGCUAUUAGAGGCAAUCCGAGAAUACUGUCACAUGGUUUCGAGGCUACAAUUGAUCCCUUCGUCAAGAUUUUGAGAGAGAACGGAGUGCGUGAAUCACGCAUUGUGUGGUUAGUUAAGUGUCAGUCUAGGAUGAUGAUAAAUCAGCACAAUCACCUCGAGGAAAUUGUGGAGAAAACCAUGGGGAUGGGCUUUGAUGAUCCUUCUGCGCUAAAGUUCUCUGUGGCUAUGUUAGCGGUCGCGGGGAUGAGCGAAUCAACAUGGGAGAGGAAAUUCGAUGCUUAUAGCCGGUGGGGUUGGUCUAGAGAUGAUGCCAUGAGAGCUUUUGUGAAGUGUCCUGGGUGCAUGACGUCGUCGGACGAAAAAAUAAUGUCAGUGAUGGGAUUCUUUGUCAAGGAAAUGGGGUUUGAAUCUUCAUUUGUUCUGCGACAUCCUUGGUUGAUGUCGCUGAGCUUAGAAAAAUGGAUUCGACCUCGAUGUUUGGUUUUUAAACAUUUGUCGUGGCAUGGUUUGACGAAGACGAAGGUUGGUUUGACUACCCUGUUGAAAAUUUCGGAAGAUGAUUUUCUGGAGAAGUUUGUGACCCCUCAUCUCGAGGAAGCUCCGGAAUUGCUGGAUAUAUAUCAGGAGAAGAAGCAUAUGGCGAUGAGGUUGCUGGUUCCAUGAAGUAGCACAAGGUACCGAAUAAUUCAUUUGUCCCUCUUUCAUUUUAGGUAGACAUAGUGUUUAUUUUGUGUCUCUAGUUUUGGCUGUCGAUUCUUUCGAACUGUGUCG
Rhodamnia argentea is the source of this 1389-nucleotide messenger RNA. RefSeq lists its product as uncharacterized. Gene Ontology annotation, biological process: regulation of DNA-templated transcription; chloroplast organization. Bases 1 to 1281 code for a protein of 426 amino acids. The record is from RefSeq and is a predicted model, not a curated record. The transcript has 3 exons. Gene Ontology annotation, molecular function: double-stranded DNA binding. Lineage: Eukaryota; Viridiplantae; Streptophyta; Magnoliopsida; Myrtales; Myrtaceae. Gene Ontology annotation, cellular component: chloroplast.